UUAUAAAUAACACGAAUGGAUGGAAUUAAAAUUUUAGACAAUUAAUUAAACAAAUAACAAUAGAUAAAAAAAAAUACAAAAAUAGAGAAAGAAAUAUCUAAUACAAAAGCCUGUAUUUCAAUUACUUAACAACACCACUCAUUUCAAAACCAAUUCCAACCAUUAAACCCUUUCCCAUUACACAUUCUCUUUUUCACAACCUCACCCUCGACUCUUCCUCAUUAAUUAUCAUCUCACGACUUCAAACAUCUCUCUCCCUCCCCAACAUUUCCAACAUAUAACUCCUUCUCCCCUCGAAAAACCUCACGAUUCAAUUCCUCUAAAGUCUCCAUCCCCUAUUCAUCCCUAACAGCGCAAAACCAAAUUUCAUCUAUCCAUACCAAAAAUUCGCAUUCAGAAAUUUCUAGCCUGUAAAAAACAAGAGAGACACUCCCAUCCCAUUAAAAAAACAGCUCGAAUCAUUAUUUAAUAAUAAAAUCCUCCCUCCCCAAAAACAUCCCCCAAAAAAGAAAAAGACUUUCACGACAUCCAAGCACUUACAAUAAUCCCUUUCUCCUCAAGAACUUCCAAACUCCAAAGAAAAAAAAAAAAAAAUCUCCAAACAAAAACACUCUCAAGAAACAAAGGAGCAAAAUCCAAAUCCCAAAAAUAAAACCCAAAUCACAAAAAUAAAAAAAAAAAGAACGGAAAGCUGGAGGAACAGCUGCUUACACAUGCAGGGGCGAGUAUCAGUGGUAGAAUAAGCUGUGGCGUGGCAGGAGACCAGGGCAGGGCAGGCGCGAGAGAGACGCGGUUAUCACCGCCACCCACGACAGACGAGGACGGGAAACAGCAACCGGCAACGCGCGCGAGAGAGAGAGAGAAAAGUAAAAAGGGAAAGAGCGAGAGCCUUGGCUAGCGUUGCGGUGGGGUGGGGUGAGGUGGGUACUCGGUAGAGCAGGAUGGAGAAGCGGCGCAUGCGCGCUCGUUCUCGAGAGCUCGCCUCUCAUCCGAGAUCCUGGAUCCCAGUCGCGAGCGCGCCGCCGAUAGAUACAGUUCGGUCGGAGCGAGGACGAUCACGGUCGGUGACCUGGCUGCCACCCGGCGAGGGAGAGAGUCCAUCCUCUGUCACGCUCCCUCUCUCGCUCUCGCUCUCGCUCUCUCUCUCUCUCUCUCUCCCUGUCGCUCGCCCGCCGAGCCACAAGUUAGAAUCCACGAGGAACACCGGCCGGCCGGUUCUUACCUAUGCUCCUCUCGUUGGGCGGCCCUGUUUCCACCUACCUAGAAUUAAAGAAUUGACAGUUUAGAGGAGUGUUGGACCCGUAUAAAAAAAGGAAGAAGAGAGGAGGUUGGGAAGAAGAGAGAGUUUAUCGUGUAUAUCUCCUUGGGCGGUAUUCUUUCGUUUGUUUGCGCGAAAUUUGAGAUUUGAAGAAGAGGGAUUGAAGGAAGUAGUGAUUCUUGGUUUAUUUUUUCUAAAGGUGACUUGGUUUUUUAAAGGGUGAAAAGGAUUGUUGAUGUGCUUGCAUCGUAGUAGAGGAAGGUGAACGAACGGACGGACGGACGAAGGGUGGUCGAGGGUUGAUAUUUUCUCUAUGGUGGGAAAGAGUUGGUGCACCGGGUGCAUUGGGUGUUCUCUUUGUGCGCACUACGAAAGUCCCUUUUGCAGUGUCCAUUGUUCAGGAGCAUCGAAGACGCGAAAGGCUGGAGGAUAGAGGAGAGAUUCUUGGGGAGGAGGAACAAGUAAUCUGCUUGAUGGAAUAAUAAUUUCAAUUUAAAUAAUGUAUGCAGUAAUUAAUUACAAGAAAUAGGCAUCACCAAUUUCAAAUCAAGAAGAAGCGGCGCCCUCGAUAAAUCGGGUUCCUCGACCCGGAAACGGGAGUAGGUGCAGUUGGUACGUGCGUAAUACGGCACGAGUAUCGUCACAUCGAUAUCCUGAUCGGCGCACGUGUCCACGCAACGAGGCCGAAGAGAGCACCGUCGAUGCACAGAAAUCAUCAUUCAAAUGAUUAAGACAACAUCAUCGAGUUCGAUCAACAGACAGAAAAGGCGAUAUUCAGCGUAACAUGAGUUUCGCAGAAACAAUUUGUUGAUGACGUUAUGGGGUGGAUCUUUCUUGCCAGUACUUUACUCUUCUGCAUAUGCGCGGCCGGACUGCCGUUGCCACAGGGAGGUGGCGGAGCGGGGGGCCAUGGACAGCCGCAGGCUGGAUCGCCGAGCACCCCGGGCCCCGGCGGUGGCACAGCUGGCAGUGGCGCGAGCACUCUCGGCGCCGCUGGCGGCGGUGCUUCUGGCUCUGGCACCGCCGCCGCCGGUGGAAGCGUGAUUGGUUUCAGUGUGACCGGGGGAAGUACCGGCGGCGGGGCUGGUGGCGGUGCCGCCGGCGGUGGCGCAGGUUGGUCCGCGGGACCGCCUCGUCGGGGCCGAGGGUGGCGCGACUGGCGCCGCGGUGACCCCACGCUGAUCAAGGGACUGUGGAAGUCGAAGGGGCCUCUAGAUUCCCUAGGAAAGGCGGAGGUGUACAUCUUCUUAGCGCUGCUGAUCGGUUUCGUGACGGUGGUGGUCGGGUGUUGGCUGUCCGACAACUGUUGGUCCCCUGAGCCGGAAGGAGUGGUCACCCUGGCAUAGCCUAGUGCAGACUUCCGUUCGUCCAGGCGAUAACAACUAGUACGCGGGCCCUCCUACAGGAUCUUCCAGGACUUUGUCCAGCAGAACAGGCGUCCGUUGCUCGACAUCAACGACAACCACACCGUGCUACCACCCGUGUGAUCCAAAGGACAUGAGAGGGGGAAGAAAAAAGGAAAAAGAAACCACCACUCUUCUCUUCCAUCGAGGCCAUAUAUAGAAUAUAUAUCUCUCUCGAUAUCGUCGCGAUAAAAGAUCAAAUCCAACCGACCGGAAAUCCGAAAGGUUCUAUCGAAAUAUGUCGAAAACGGAUUAUAAUAACAAUGUCCACGUCUUCUCUCUCUCUCUCUUUCUCUCCUCUUCUUUUCUUUUCGUGGACGGACGUGGAUGAUGGAUGACGGCUCGCUUUCGACGAAGGAGAAACCGGAAGGAGAUAGGGCGAUUAGGGGGAUUGGAACUGCGCUCGAAUCCAAGCCACGCGCGCAACAAUUUCCUCGUCCGUUAAUUCGCUCGUUAAUCCCGGGGAUUGGCGACUGAUAUUCGGGCGUGGUUCCCCCGUGGACUUCCGGUUGGAAGGAUUUCUCGCGGAUCAGAAUUCGACUCCUCGGCUCUUCGAGAUAAUUCGAGGUUUAAUAAAACAGAUAAGUCUAGAGGAGUUGGAUUUUUGAAAGGGGGGUGUUUUUUGGGGGGAAGGAGAUAUUGAAGGGGAAAGGGUGGUUCUGACCAAGUGUACUUAUGGGUAUGGUAAGAAUUAUGGUGGAAUUUAUCGCGUAAAGAGGUACUUCUCUCCGUCCUCGAUGCGGAAAUCGCAAGUUAUUCGCAAGAUUAUUGGAUGUAUCGGUGAACGAGGUAAUUUUCCUCUGAAAAGUAAUUAAAUCGUAAUUCGAAUUCUUCUGAUAAUUGGGUGAAUUAUUGUAAUUAAAUCGUAAGAAAGUUCCGUCUUCGAACGAGGAAAUUGGCAAGAUAUUGGAUAUCGGGUGGGGAAGAAUAUUCAGGAAACGAUUAACUCGAAUUUAACUUUUUUCUUGCGAUCUUAAUAUUCGAACAUCUUCGAUAUCUGAUCACGCGAUUAAAUCGUACGGGAAAAGAGGUUAGAAAUUAAAAUAGGGAAUUGUAUAAGUCCAUCGAUUUUAUAUGUAAUUCGUAAAAAGAUAGAAGAGAAACAUGUUUUCAGAAAAAGAUAUACUUUUCUUCAUUCGCAUCCACGCAUCAAAUCUCCACAUUUCCGAUUCGAUGGAAGAUUCGAUCGGCCUCUGUCUUAUCAUACCCAUAACCAACCAUUAACGCUCGAUCAUCGCCAUUAAUCGUACGGAUAUAUAGAGUGCACAGUUGUCGCCGCAUCCUCGAUCGCGCACAGUGUACGGAAUUAACGCGAAUAUAUCAUAAAGAUGUCGAUAAUCGAUACCGAUAUAAAUUUCCAUAUAUAAAUACUAUAAACAAACACGAGAUGAGUGAAAUUGUUCGCGAACAUCCGAUAUUUUAUCGAAGAUUCAACAACACGAAUUUAUCUCGAUCUCUUUCUUCGUGUUCGAGUAUCGGUAUCAGUAUCGAGAAAUGAAAGUUAAAAUAAUAUCGAAAUGUUUCGUGAUAUCGGAUUUAGGGGAAUUUGAUAGCGAAGGUACUUGAAACGGAUCAUUGAAUAUUUUAACAUCGAAUCGUUCACCCACACUUUCGGUAUCGAUCCGGUCACCACGUGAUCGUGGAUGGUGUACAGAGAUCGUUCACGAGGCCUUGUAAUUAGCGGAAUUCCCAAAAUGGGUUAAUAAUUUCAUUUAGUGCCUGGCUUGAUGGGUUUAGAUAUUGACGUCAGGCUAGGUCCAUCGAGACAGAGACCUGCUGAACACUCUAUCACAGAUCAUUCUGGAAGUCGAUCAACAAAAUUUAAGUUGAUUAUUCCAUUCCUCGGGUAAAUUCGAUUUCCGAGUAAAUUUUUCCUUUCCGAAAAUUCGCUCCGCUUUGUUGAAAAGGGAUAUAGUGUUGGGUAUGUGCCGCGUUUGAACAAAUCUAAACGAUUAAUUGAAAUCUAAACAUUAAUUGAAUAAACAUCGAAACGUAUUAUUUCAUUUGUUCGAGCGACUCGUUGGUGGGUCAUACCCAACACUAUCCGUUGCGGCGCGAAACUCCACACGUUUUUUCGUUAAUAAUUCCUUGCACGAACUUUUCGAAAAGGAAAAGGUUGCUCGAAAUCGGCUUGGGAAUCGGCCACUCGAGCCUUGUCGAUCGAUUUUUCAGGUAUCUCUGUAGAGAAAUAGGGAAGAGUAUAUAUAUAUAUAUAUACAUCAUACGCGAUUUACUCCUUCGUCUUAAUCACCGUCCAGAUAAUUUACGGACCCUUGUGGGCCAAACUUUAAUGACGGCGGAUAAAACCACUCGCUAUACGAGGCUUUAUACGAGGCGGGCCUCUCGAACUUUAUUUGCGCCACUCUCGUCGCAAAUUGUACGAAAUGGCCCACGCGAGGGUAAACGAGAUCGUUUCAUGGUUCGUUCUAAGAGGAGAAGAUUCUCUGCUCUGUCUCGGUGUAAACCGCAAUGAAUGCUUGAACGUUCUCUGGGAUUGUGAUAAUUACGUUUGCUUCCUAAGAUUUUGAAAUGAAUUAUUGGAUUAAUUAAUUUUGAAGAGAUUGAUAUAAUUGGUUAUAAAAAAAGGAAUAAGUAGUUCGAUCAUGAAAUAAUUUUCGAAAUGUUCAAAAUAAUUUAGAAGACACGAUAACAGAUGAUAUUUAAUCCUGAUAAUUUUGAAUUUGUUGUUUAAUUGAUAUAAUAAUUUUUUGAGAGAAUUAAUAAGAUAAAAGAAAAAAAUAAACUGUUAAAAAUUAUUCAAAAUGAAGUUGCUCCAUUUCAAAUUCAUUUUUAAAUCUUCGAUGCACAUUUGUUGCAAUUCUCAAACGUUCGAGCAUUCCCACGAUCCUAAUUGUUCGUUAUAAAAUAAAAAUUUCAACGAAAAAAUUGUCACCAAUUUCGUGAAUAAAACAAAGAUUAUUAAGUUUGUACCCGUAUAAAUUCCGUGCAUAAUGCAUUUUCAUUCAUUUAAACAUUUUUCUUUUCUUUUUUUCUUCCAACCACGUUCAACAAGUUGUAACAAGAAACAAUAUUAUUUAUCGUAUUUAUUUUAAAACUUUCCACUUCACCCAUUUUGCGAAUCUCUCUUAAAAGACAACACCAAAAAGAAGUGAUACCCAUCGUAUCAAAUACGUAAAUAUUCACAGUCAUAAAAAUAUUCCAUCAAACAUUUCUCCAUUAUCAUCGAAACACAUUCUCCGUCAUUUCACCAUCAAAAUCAAAGCAUCGUUCCUCCAUUAAUUCAACCGAAUAUUCCACCAAACUUACACCUGUAAAAUUACACCAAAGCUAUAAAUACCCAAACUUGAUCGAAACCUCGAAUAUUCGAUCAAUAAUCAAAUUUCCAUCGUAAAUAUUUAAUCAUCGCGAUUAAAAAGAAAAAAAAAAAAA
This is a messenger RNA of Apis mellifera (honey bee), 6051 nucleotides long. RefSeq lists its product as uncharacterized. The transcript has 6 exons. The record is from RefSeq and is a predicted model, not a curated record. The coding region runs from base 2077 to 2604 and encodes 175 amino acids. Lineage: Eukaryota; Metazoa; Arthropoda; Insecta; Hymenoptera; Apidae.